Molecule: messenger RNA, 276 nt
Organism: Penicillium argentinense
Lineage: Eukaryota; Fungi; Ascomycota; Eurotiomycetes; Eurotiales; Aspergillaceae
Exons: 1
Coding region: 1-276 (91 amino acids)
Cellular component (GO): intracellular membrane-bounded organelle; membrane
Molecular function (GO): heme binding
Source: RefSeq, a predicted model, not a curated record
AUGUAUACUCUUCAGGAGGUGCAAAAGCACAACAAACCAGACGAUGUCUGGAUCGUCCGGCACAACAAGGUCUACGAUGUGACAAAAUACAUGGAUGAUCAUCCGGGCGGAAGUUCUAUUUUGAUCGAAGUCGCUGGUACAGAUGCCACCGAAGCUUUUGAAGAGACUGGUCACUCGGAAGAAGCACGGGAUGAAUUGGUCAAGUAUCAUAUUGAAGAUUUGCCUUCAGAGGCGAGUUGUAAUCCGUGGAAUCUGCAUGCGCGUUGGGGUCAGUAG